ACUAUUGGACGAUAUGUUCUUUUCAUGUUGACAGAUAUAAUCAAAAACGACAAGAUAUGGUCGACUAGUCCGGGUAAAUAACGUUGUUUUUUAACCAAAUGGAUUGGAGUUAGAAUUACAAUAUAGCAGAAGUUGUAGAUUGGUGUCUCUGUGGGACAGGAAGUGAUGGACUUCCGGUGGGGGAGGAGCCGGGGCGAGGAGGGCAUCGCCGUGGUAAUAAACUUCCUGCUGGCUAAUGCCCGAUUGGUCCUGGGAGUGGGAGGGGCUGCGGUGCUGGGCAUCGCUACGUUGGCUGUCAAGAGGUUGAUAGAACGCGCCGGCCGAGAGGCGGACGACGAGAAGGUGGAACAGAAGAUGUCGGAGAGCUGGGAGGAGCUUAGCUUAGUCUCCGCCUCCCCCAAGUCCAUAAGGAAGGGGCUGGAGAGUGUUGUCAUGAAACACGUCGCCAAGGCAACCAAGUCACAGAAAGCUGACCUGUGCCAGCCCCAGCAGCAGAAGUCUAGUCUGGAAGAGAAGCCUGUCAAAGCAUCAGAGUCCCAGAGACCCAAGAGCCUACAGCUGUCUCUCACCUUGCAGGACCGCCUCCAUCAGUAUUAUUCUACCAGAGCAGCUUUAACCCCAGAGGUCGUCCACAGAGCUGAGAGUCUCGCUCUCGAUAUCUGCACAGAGGUACAAGGCUUCCUGCACACCACGAACCCUGACAUGCCUCUGGGAGAGAUGUCACUGGGAGGAUCCCUCCUCGACGACCUGCAGGUGGUGAGAGCGGACCACGCCUGCCUGCUGGUCCCCCUCCAGCUGGAACCCAGCCUGUGGAGACUGAUCCCUGGGGAAGAGACCCUCCUAACGCACCCUCUGCACUGGAUGGUCCGACGCGUCAACCUGGAAUACUUCCCUCGAGGACGCAGCUACUGGGACAGGUUCCUAGUAGGAGGGUAUCUAUCCUGCCGGGCGCUGGUGAACAUGCUCAGUAAGGCUGUGAUGGAAACCAUGAACUGGCCGUCUCUCUCCUCCACUCUCGACUGUCUGGUCAGACCUGUCCUCGGGGGAGAUGAACUGAAACUAGAGAUACGACCAGAGCGAGGUGAUCCCCUCUUCAUCUCCAUAGUGCCGGUGCUGAGGGAGGCCGACGUGGUCCUGACUGCCCAGGUAGAGUUAACCCGGCCCUGGGAUAGCGCCUGGCACCUCUCCCUCUACCCCUGGGAGACCCGGCGUCUCGCUCAGCUUGACUCGGCCGACCGAGGAGUCCGACGCGUCGUCCUCAAAACCCUCAAAGCCGUCUGUCGACGCUGCCCCGCCCUUCGACCACUCGCCGCCGCGCCGUUGGUCAACCUCAUCCUCCACCUCAGCGACAAGGACUUGGAUUGGUCGGAGGGUUGUCUGAGUGGGCGUUUCCAGCAGUGUGUCUGGGAGCUGAUUGGCUAUCUGGAAGAAGGGGUGUUACCUAGCUACUUCAAGUCCGGCGUUAAUUUGUUGAACGGAAUGACGGAUGAAGAGGUUGAUGAGAUGGGUUUUAUGUUGUACUGCGCUGUCUCCGAACCAGACAUUCUGCUGAUAUAGAAAUAUAUUUUA
Messenger RNA from Salmo salar (Atlantic salmon), 1569 nucleotides. RefSeq names its product mitochondrial dynamics protein MIEF1. The record is from RefSeq and is a predicted model, not a curated record. NCBI's taxonomy places the organism in Eukaryota, Metazoa, Chordata, Actinopteri, Salmoniformes, Salmonidae. Gene Ontology annotation, cellular component: mitochondrial outer membrane. Gene Ontology annotation, biological process: mitochondrion organization; positive regulation of mitochondrial fission.